CUUCACGGGGAUAGUUCAUCCGUUGUGAUACUUAUUUUUAUUCGUGGCCUGCGCUGUAAUAGCACAAUUUUCGUUUUGUGACGCGUUAGUGCUCUUUGGAACGUUCACCCCCAAACCAUUUUCCAUUAAGCCCGACUUGAUUCAGCGACAUAAAGUAGAGCUCUGAACACUUUGUCUGCUGUCGACCUUGUCAAUUGCUCGUCUCAUUCAAGGAGUAGCUGUUCACAGGCGACGAAUUAUCGCGGGCAACCUUGAAUUAGAUAAUUACAUCGGGGUUCCGAACAAUGUCAAAGCGUGGAGCUUCCGAGCGGGAGGGCUACACGCCCUCACAAAGUAACUUGCGGAAAGCUCGCGUCGAAGUCAGAAGAGUUGACGCAAUCCAAGUGCUGAUGGCCGCUGCGAGGGCACGUAACAUGCAACCGGCCCAGCAAGCCCAACAACAGCAGCUCAUACAACAGAACAGCCAGCUAGCAGCCGCAGCCGCGGACGCGGCGGCCGCCAACGGAGCCGACCCCUCAACUGCCCUUCCAACCAACCCACAACAACUGGCGGCGCAAGCGACGGGUGCCUCGGCUCCCUGCACGCACUGCGGCACCGUGCUUCCCGUGUCCGCCGACAGCUGCUGCUUACGGCAAUGCUGCGGCUGCUUAGACGUCUUCUGCUCCCUCUGCUCGGUGCUCGAUUACGAGGAGCGAGAGGACCGAGUUUUCUGCUUGAGCUGCCUAGAAGACCAGACCGCCUGCGCCCGAGGAGGCGGCAACCGAGGAAGAACCUCCAUGGGCGGCGGCGGCGCACCCACACCCAACGGAGGCCUGUCGCUGCCCAUUGGCGGAACCACGGGUCGCUGGGGGCAGCUGGACGCCCUAGGCAUGGGCGGCCCCGCGCGCAGCCCCUUCCCAUGCACUCGCACCCCGCAGCCCGGGCAGGGGCAGCCAGGCAGCCGCACCCCGGGCAGUGCGGUGUACAGCAACAGGAGCCACAGGAGCUUCUCUGCGCUGCUGGCGUACGGUGGUGCUGGUUCCUAGGAGGGUGCUGGUAACAUGUACAUACGGACUUACAGCAUGGGAUCUUGGGAUGGGACAGGGGCAGCAUGUUGCAACGACAACAACAAGGCAUGUAAGAGAUGCGGUUGUUGGGUGUCUGUAGGAUGUUUUUCUUGGUGAAAGGUGACACGAGGCUCUUACCGGUGGUCCAAAGGGGUAAGAGGCGUGGGUUGGUAGCUGCGCUCUGGGGCCUCUUUCGGUUGGUUUUGCAAUAGUAGUAGAAGCAUUGCGAGCCUGCAUGCACUUUGGAGCUAUGCGGCCGCCGUUUUUCUUUCCGUUUACAUGGUCACAAUUCGAGCAUGGCGUGGGGUCGUUGUUGUGAAUAAAGUCUCAGGUGAACGCCGUAAAAGUUGUUGAUACUCGCAGGGAGGAACGUUGUUAUGGAGGCAAGGAGGUCGUCGUUUUGCUACUUCAGUUGAGCGGCGGCCGCUGCGAAGAGGCGGACCCAAAUCGCCUUUAGGGGCGGUGUAC
Messenger RNA from Astrephomene gubernaculifera, 1514 nucleotides. The record is from the annotation of a GenBank genome assembly. Lineage: Eukaryota; Viridiplantae; Chlorophyta; Chlorophyceae; Chlamydomonadales; Astrephomenaceae.